AUGAGCGAGUUCAGAGUUCAUCACCAAGUCAGCGAGCUCAUCAAACUUCUUGGUUGUCCGAAGACAAAGACACAGUGUCUGUCUUGCAACAGAAAUGCCCAGGCUCUGCAGAUGCCCAUGGACAGGGUGGUCCUGCCUCCGUCCGGAUCCAAGAUGUCAGAACAGGAAGUAUCGGAGUUGCGUAACCAGCUUCUGAGUGUGGCCAGCAGUGGAGCAGCUAGCCAAGCCUCGGAGGUCUUCAAGAAAAUGAUGAGGGAGAAACAAUCCAGGAAAAACUUAUCCUUGAAGCUUCCCGAGCUGUCUUCCUGGGUACUUGAGAGGCCUAACCUGACUGGUGAUUUCGUGUCAAGUCCAGGGACUUCUCAACGGGUGUGGGCUCUCGGGACACUACCCCUAGGGGUACCGAGGGAAAGUACACGUUACUCCGCCCACCUCAAGACCAAUCCUCUGGCCGCACCUUCGUUAUUGACCAUCACUGACGUCUCAUUGCGUGAAGUGGCCAAUCGCAUCCUUCCUGUCUGUACUAUGUACUCUGCUGUGGUGCGAUUUAUUGAGGACAAGUCAUCCUUUGAGUAUGGCAUGGUUAACAUGCCCUGUGUGGAGCAAUGA
Messenger RNA from Strongylocentrotus purpuratus (purple sea urchin), 609 nucleotides. RefSeq names its product gamma-tubulin complex component 2-like. The record is from RefSeq and is a predicted model, not a curated record. The coding region runs from base 1 to 609 and encodes 202 amino acids. Lineage: Eukaryota; Metazoa; Echinodermata; Echinoidea; Camarodonta; Strongylocentrotidae. The transcript has 5 exons.